AUGGUACAGAACAGAACAGAACAGAAUACCGUUCUAGAUCACGGCGAACAAACCUUGUCGGGUUUUGGGUGGCAUUCCUCGGAUGCUUCAGUCCCUCGCAUAGUUUCACUUGGACUCGUACUAGCUAGAAGUGAGACGAGAGAAACCAGCCUCCCCGCAAGGAUGGACAAUCACGAUAAGGCGGGAAAGAAAGAGAGAGAGAGAGAGAGGGGCGAUGAGAUCACGAUCAGCAGCAUUCCGCAGGUGGAGCCUUUCUCUUCGUCCUCGCUUCGCCGCUGCGCCCAAAACCCGCGCCGUCUCCAGCAUCCCCAGUUUUCUGCGCCCAUCGGCUGCUGCAGAGGAGCUCCAUCGACGUCAGCCGGUCCAUGGGUUGCCGAUCCGAGUUUUCUGUCCGGAGUCUACAACUCACCUCACAACCAGUCCGAUCCUCGCCAACUCUAA
Molecule: messenger RNA, 441 nt
Organism: Talaromyces rugulosus
Lineage: Eukaryota; Fungi; Ascomycota; Eurotiomycetes; Eurotiales; Trichocomaceae
Exons: 3
Coding region: 1-441 (146 amino acids)
Source: RefSeq, a predicted model, not a curated record